Messenger RNA from Pocillopora verrucosa, 2716 nucleotides. RefSeq names its product ragulator complex protein LAMTOR1-like. Gene Ontology annotation, molecular function: molecular adaptor activity; guanyl-nucleotide exchange factor activity. Gene Ontology annotation, cellular component: late endosome membrane; Ragulator complex; membrane raft. Gene Ontology annotation, biological process: positive regulation of MAPK cascade; regulation of receptor recycling; lysosome organization. NCBI's taxonomy places the organism in Eukaryota, Metazoa, Cnidaria, Anthozoa, Scleractinia, Pocilloporidae. The record is from RefSeq and is a predicted model, not a curated record.
UUUCCUGUGAGAAGAUUUUGCAAGAUCCGUCGUAUGUGAAGUAUCGUGCCUCGAACUAUUUUCAGGUUUUGAAGACAUUUGGUUCCCUGAAACUAGCUUAACUCUUCGUUAAACAGUCUGUACUAGCCUUCCAGGAAUGGGGUGCUGUUUCAGUGGCGAGGAGAGAACUGAUGGCUCUAGGCAAGCAACUGAGAGAGAUCCAUUACUAGGAGGAACAUCAACACCAAUUACCAAUGGACAGAGACCAGUUGAUGAUGUACUCAACCAUAGUUCUGGCCCAAUAUCCAAGACAGAUGAACAAUCAUUAUUAAGCAGAAUACUUCAUCAAACUGCACACAAAGUCAUAGAUGUCUCCUCAACGGAACCUCACAGUAUAGAAAGAACGGAAUACAUGGAAAGAUCCAGACAGUACAUGUCAAAAUUAUCUGCUGUUAAUGGUUCAGCACUACAUAACAGUUCCAAUCUUCCUGGUGGAGUGAAGGCACCUUCGUCAGUGUUAGCUAGUGAACCAAUACCACAAGGAGAUGUAGCAUUUGCAAUCCAAGCAGCCAAAGGAGCAGAUGCAUCAUUGUCUGGGUUCCAUGUUGAACAUAGAGAUGCCCUUGUGGUACAGUUUGAAUCAUCUUAGGAAUUUCUGAUGUUGUAGAGAAUGAAAUAUUUAUUGAAAUUGAACCUUCCAUUAUUGAGCCUACCAGUAAUUACAAGUAAUUUCCAGAGCAACUUACAUAAAAAGAUAAGUAAAAACAGUAAAAGGAGCAGGGAACAACUUUGGUUGAGCCUCCACAGCCUCCUGCCUCUCAGCUGCACCUCUUGCCACUCCCAUAGGGGCAAUGAAAACUAGUCCCAUGGAAUUUUUGCUGAACAGUAAUAGAUUUGAAACUGAUAGGAGUAGGUGCUGGACUAAAACAAAAAUUUGUCAAUUAGUAAACAAGAUUUUGCAUUCAAAGUGACCAUAAUUAUGGAUAUUUAAUUCAGAGAGUAAUUCUUAAUUGAUUGUCAAAAUACCUGUAGGCAGGGUAUGGGUUGGUUUUGCUUUACUCUACUCUGCUUUUUGGUACAGGAAACUUGCAUUGCUUUUUCAACUGAGCAUAUUCAAUAUUUAAUGGAAAAAUAUCUUGCUUACACUGAAUUUUCCUGCACUUUAAAUUUGUUAAACUUUUUGCUCUGAUUCCUCAAAGCAAUCUUGUUCUUUUUUAAUUUGAUUACAUGUACUUGAUCUUCAUUGUACAUCACCAACCUGAAAGGCAUUCUGCUCUUAUUUUAUGGGAUAAAAUUUUGAACAUGGUAAGGAAACCUUUUGGAACUUUUCAUGUGGUAAAAAUAUGACUCAUGAAAAGUUCAAAUUGCAAAGCAGGUUGGGAAGGAGGUGGGGUGAGCAAGGGAGAGAAGUGGAGGGGAGGGGAAAGGGGAGUGUGUCUCGCAGCCCAAAAAAGAUGGAAAAGAUGUAAACUUUAAGCCUCAGUGUGUUAUGGAAAUAUAUUUUAUGAGUAUUUCACUGAAAAUUACUUCAUAGGAUUUAGCAUGUCACACCUGGGAAUUGAUAUGCCGUGUUCAGUAAUGAGUGAUGCUACGUUGUUUUCUUGGUAAAUGUUUACAGGUAUUUCUUAAUUAAACUCAAAGCAAAAAUAGCAAAGAAAAAAAGAUUUAAGCUGUCAAAGAUAGUUUAGAGAGGUAUUCCGAUUUUCAAAAACAUCAAACAAUUUCCUGCUUGUAAAAGCAUUCUUUUUUUUAUCCAUCAACUCUCAGAGGUAAAGUAACUUCCAUGUGGCUUCUAAGAAUUUUAAUAAAAAAAUCCUUCAAAUUGGUGAUCAAAGUAAGCAGAUUUACAAACAAAGUGUUAUCCUUAGAGAACAUCAUAUGGUCCUAUCUUAUUUACAAGGACAUGUGUGGCAGCGGGGAGGGGAAAGUCAUCAAUCUCAUUUUAUGAUUUUAAGGGUUAUUGCAGAGCUUGCCUGGAUGUCAGGGACCAGAGGAUUUUGGUUGUAUUGCUGUAAAAUUUACUUGAUCCCCCUCCUCUCUCAGGUGAUAAAUAACGACUGGUCUUAGAAGGGGUGGGGGGUACUUGUGCAAAUCUACUAGAGUUGGUUUGCCAUCUUUCUCAUCUGUUCACCUUGGAAUCAUAACAUGUCAUUUCCUGUACCCAUUUCAAACCUGGUUACUAAAAUCCAUACGGUGCUACUUAUAGUCAGACCAUAAUCUUAAACUAUACCCUUUUGGGGCACCACUCACCCCUUUCCCUACCUCCCUUUCCCACCCCUCCCUUUCUUCCUCUUACACCCCCCCCCCCUUCAUACUCAUGUUAUCUGAGUGCAAUAGGAUACUUUUUGAUUUACCCUGAUACUAUAUAAAAUAUGCUGGAAUCAGCUUGCAUAAUCAAUCUCAAAAAGUCAUCGCACCAGAAAUAGAAAAGAAAAGGAAAAAAGAAUGAGGAAACAAAGCCACUGACUAUACCUAUAAGGGCAGCUAAAGCUGGGAGCCCUGCGGAAGUGCAUAGGGCCCUGUCCUGUAUCAGUUAGAGUGGCUUCGUUUUUUGUUUUUUGUUUUUUUUACAUGAAAACGUUAAUAUGAAUAAGGUUGUAAACCAAUCUCUGCAGCGGCGCAUUUUUACAUAGUGGGAUCCUUGUGUAGGAUUAUCAUUUAAACUUUGAAAACUGUAGAGUUAGGUGUAACUUAUACUGUUCAUAGAUUAUUUUGAUUAAAAAAAUCACACAUGGAA